AUGGCACAGAGUGGAAACGGAGCAGCAUAUGAGAGUGAUGUUACAUCACUUGGUACCGGACAAGAGCUGAACUUUGAUGAUGACAGACUGAAAGGUAAAGAUUCUUACAACUGUUAAUAGUGUAUCACCAAAAGGCCUUUAAUAUAGCAAACUAAGGACAAAUGAAAUAAAAUUUAAAAAAAGACAAAAAACCGUCAUUUGAAAACAUUCAACAUACGGAAGUGAUUAAAGAGUCAAAGUCGACAGUAUCUCUACUAAAAGUGGGUUUUUCAUUUUCUUUUUUUUUUAUCUAGAUUAGGCUUUUCGCAGAAUUUCUUUUCGAGUUUAUCACUUAUGGCAUAAUGAAUGGUUGUUUUGGUACUAGUGCUUUAUAUACAAGUAAAGAUAGUGUCAAUUUACACCUUGAUAUUGAUUUUUCCAGAUCAAACCAUUAUGGCACAGAGUGGAAACGGAGCAGCAAGUGAGAGUGAUGUUACAUCACAUGGUACCGGACAAGGGCUAAACUUUGACGAUGACACACUAAAAGGUAAAGAUUCUUACAACUGUUAAUAGUGUAUCACCAAAAGGCCUCUCAUAUAGCAAACUAAGGACAGAUGACAUAAAAUAUACAAAAAAGGCAAAAAACCGUCAUUUAAAAUUAUUCAACAAACGGAAGUGGUUAAAGAGGCAAAGUCGUUAAACAGUAUCUCUACUGAAGGUGUUUUUUAUUUUUUAUCUUAUAUUAGUUAAUACUAGUUAAUACUAGUUAAUAUUAAUUCAAAGCUUUUUGCCGAUUUUUCCAGAUCAAACCCUUAUGGCACAGGGUGGAAACGAAGCAACAUGUGAGAGUGAUGUUACAUCACUUGGUACCGGCCAAAAGCUGAACUUUGAUGAUGACACACUGAAAGGUAAAGAUUCGUACAACUGUUAAUAGUAUAUUACAAAAAGGCCUCUAAUAUAGCAAACUAAGGACAGAUGACAUAAAAUAUACAAAAAAGGCAAAAAACCGUCAUUUGAAAUUAUUCAACAAACGGAAGUGGUUAAAGAGGCAAAGUCGUUAAAUAGUACCUCUACUGCGGGUGUUUUUUUCAUUUUUUACCUAGAUUAAGCUUUUCGUAGAAUUUGUGGUCGAGUUUAUCACUUGUGGCAUAAUGAAUGGCUGUUUUGGUACUACUGCUUUAUAUACAAGUAAAGAAAAUGUCAAUUUAUAGCUUUAUACUGAUUUUCCAGAUCAAACCAUUAUGGCACAGAGUGGAAAUGGAGCAGCAAGUAAAAGUGAUGUUACAUCACAUGGUACCGGACAAGAGCUGAACUUUGACGAUGACACACUAAAAGGUAAAGAUUCUUACAACUGUUAAUACUGUAUCACCAGAAGGCCUUAAAGACUGCAAACUAAGGACAGAUGAAACAAAAUAUACAAAAAAGGCAAAAAAUCGUCAUUUGAAAUUAUUUAACAAACCGAAGUGGUUAAAGAGUUAAAGUCGUUAAACAGUAUCUCUACUGAAGGUGGUUUUUUCAUUUUUUAUCUAGAUUAGGCUUUUCGUAGAAUUUGUGGUCGAGUUCAUCACUUGUGGCAUAAUGAAUGGAUGUUUUGGUACUGGUGCUUUAUAUACAAGUGAGGAUAAUGUCAAUUUAUAGCUUGAUACUGAUUUUUCCAGGUCAAACCAUUAUGGCACAGAGUAGAAACGGAGCAGCAGGUGAGAGUGAUGUGAUAUUAUUCAGUUAACGUACUUCAUAACUGCAAAACAGAUUGUCGAAUACGAAGCAGAAUCAGAGAGACCUAUAAGUCAAAAGGAAAGAACCACGAAUGGGAAAAGAACAAAGUAUCCUCUAUUUUUUGAAAACCGAAAUACACUCAACUGGAAAACGAAGCGCCCUCAACCCCGGUGAAAGAGCCUGCAAUAAACCCAAUGAUAUUGUGUUAGUUCUAAACAUGCCGAAUUUUUUGUUAUCUGCUGGGCGAUUUUAGCAUGGUUUAAGUUGUCGAAUUUGUCGAUUUUUCUUCGCUGUGUUACGGAGUUCGGUAUACCACUAGCCGCUCCAAUCUUAAUUUUUUAGCAUGCGUAUACUUCUACUACAAGACCGGGUUCAAUAGUGUGAUAUCGUGCCCAGUUGUGGUAGUAUAAAGAGUUUCACUUUAGUGCCAAACAAUAUUCCCAUGGUAAUUUGUUAUGCGGUUGAAGACCCUCGUUGAACCCAUCAACAGAAACGUUUAGAAAGGCUGCAUUUAUAUUAAUGGAUGACGAAAUCCUAUGGUGCAACCACAGCACCUUCACAUGGUACCAUUUAUUAUAAUUAUUAACAUUAUGAUUAUGAUGAUGAUGUUGAUGAUGAUCAUUAUUAUUAAUUGAAAAGGUUAUUUCAGUGUUAAUCCAAUCUUAAGUUUUGGUAGUUUUUUAGGGCAAAAAAAGUGCUGUUGUCAAUGUGGUCAUAGCCUCCAAAUAACUUCAAGUAGCAAACGGGAUUUAUCUAAUUAACAAUGUUUUUAUCACAAACUUUUAUCAACAAAGUAUCACUGAUCAAUAACGAAAGCUGUUGCAAAUUAUGAUUAUUAUCUCCCUUAACGAGUUCUAUGAAUCUCCAAGUAAACGUAACCAAGUUUCACUUGCACGAAAAUGAAACCUUAUGUUUACAGGCGACAUUCUAAUGAUAGCACAUUGCUGCAAUUGACUCCUAAUUCUGUUUUCAAAUAUGCUUCUGUCACGUGUUACGGAAGUCGGAUUGUAACUCCAUGCUGCUACUAAGUCGAUUGACUACGUAACAAAAAAAUAACUGAAAAAAAAAAAACAUCGCUCUGAAUUUGAAGAUGAAUCAGCUUACAAGGUUGUCGAAACGUAAGUUCGCAAUGGUCGGUUACUAGGGUGACGUGAGCGAGUGGGCCACUGAAAUUCUGAAAAGCAGUUUCAUGUUUUAUUAAGUUGAUAUAUUAUAUUAUUGAUAUAUAUUUUGUAAUUAUAAUAUUAUUGUAUUUACAUUCUCAAUUAAUUUAUAUAUUUGUAUUUUUUAUUCUAUUGAGCUGAAAAGCCCACUUAGGGAGCAUCAAUAAAGUGUAUGUAUAUGUAUAUGUAUGUCUUGAUUGAAAGCGCAAUGAAAAACUGAAUUAGAGUACAUGUACUGUCCUGUUCUAUGAAAAUGACUUCACCGCGAAUUUCAUGACUGCCCUGCCACAUAAUUUCAAUGAAUUUGUUGCAAUGAAAUGUGCGUUUACCACUUGUGGCAAAAUGGAUGGUUGUUUUGGUAAUAAUGCUUAUACAAGUGAAGAUAAUAUCAAUUUAAAGCUUUUUACUGAUUUUUCCAGAUCAAACCAUUAUGGCACAGAGUGGAAACGGAGCAGCAUGUGAGAGUGAUGUUACAUCACAUGAUACCGAACAAGAGCUGAACAUUGAUGAUGACACACUGAAAGGUAAAGAUUCUUACAACUGUUAAUACUGUAUCCCCAACAAGACUUUAACAUAGCAAAAUAAGGAGGGAUGAAAUAAAAGAUACAGAAAAGGAAAAAAAAAUCCGUCAUUUAAAAACAUUCAACAUAUCAAAGUGGUUAGAGAGUCAAAGUCGAAGGUGGUUUCUCAACUUUUUAUCUAGAUUAGGCUUUUUCUAGAAUUUGUGGCCGACGAAUGCUGAAUUUUCUCCCAGCAGGUAUGAUUUCUUUUUUCCUGCCAACCCGAAAGAUGCACGCUGCCGCACAACACCUUUAAUAAUAGUGUAAGUUCCGUCUAGCGCUACAAAUUUAAUGCUUUUCUAGCUUUUUUGGCGUUUUUAACUCUAGAAAGUGAGCAUAACUAACGACCAAAUUUGCCACUAUUCUGUGACCAAUGUCAUGGUCAACGCCAUUUAUUAGUGAACAAGUGACACCAUUUGCCUAAACGGGGAGUAAAUGACCUCUGUCAUGAUCACUUUUUUUGUUUUAAUAUGCAGCAGAGAGACGAAGACGGAAAUGAACAUAUUAAAAAGUUGCACACGAUAGUCCGUAUUGUACUCUUAUCUUUUGUUCUCACAAUUAUAAUUCACUAUUUUAUUUUUUAACAUCAUGGCAAGUUUCAUUCCCAAAGGAGUAUUCCGGAUUUUAAGAGACGAGGAUGAACUAAUUAGGGGAAAAAUCAAAACCCACAAAAGUUCCCUGAACCAAAAAUUAACCCCCAAAAAAUCCUAUACAGAACUACACACCGACAAAAUUAUUCACUUAAAAUCAAGCCAACUAAGAAAAUACUUGCCACAUUUUUCCUACCCCAAAAGAAUCCCGGAAUUGAAAAUUUUAAGCCCAAAAAAUCCUUCUAUCAUCGCCGUCAAUUGAAAUCCGGACUACCUCAACUGGAGUUUCGUUCCAACCCAAAUUUCUUAAUCAAAAGUUUGCUUAUGGCGUACUUCAUAACCGCAAAACAGAUUGUCGAAGCUGAAUCGGAGAGACCUACAAGUAAAAAGGAAAGAACCACGAAUGGAAAAAACAAACAAGUACCCUGUAUUUUUUGGAAACCGAAAUACACUCAGCUCGAAAACGAAGAACCCUCAUUGCCGAUGAAAGGGUGUGCAAUAAACCAAAUGGGUCCGUAAAUUUGAAGCGUGACCAUCCCCUUUGGGUAUUUGCGUUGCCUCGACGUACUCUUACCCAUUGUUGGGUAUUUGGAAUCAAAUGUUUUGGCUCGGGGAGGGGAGAGUAUAGUAGAGUUUUACAUUUUUAGCGCCUUACAUUGAGAAAGUUUGCGGUAUUGUGGUGUUUGGCAAAUUUUCAUGCGGUACUUAUGUAAUUGUGGCCUUGAAUUCUGAUAUUGUGGUAUUUCUAAACAUGCAGAAGUUUUUGUGACUGGCUCGGGGAUUUUUAGCAUGGUUGUGUCGAAUUUCUCGAUUUCUCUUUGCAGUGUUACGGUGUUCCGUAUACCCCUAGCCGCUCUUCAAUGUUUUUUUUUUUUGCGCAUGCGUAUACUUCUGCCAAAAGACCAGCUUUGAUAGUGUGAUGUGACCAGUUGCGGUUUUAGAAAGGUUUACCAAACAAUAUUCCCAUGAUAAUUUGUUAUGCGUUUGGACCCAUCAACAGAAAUAAUUAGCAAGGCAUUUAUAAUAACGGAUGCUGAAAUCCUAUGGUGCAACCACAGCACCUUCACAUUUUACCAUUUAUUAUUAUAAUUAUUAUAACUAUUAUAUUAUUAUUAUUAUUACUAUUUGAAAAGGUUAUUUUAGUGUUAAUCCAAUCUUAAGUUUUUGUAGUUUUGAAAGUAAAAAAAGUGUUGUUGUUGAUGUGGUCAUAGCAGCCAAACAUCUUUAAGUAGCAAACCGAAUUUAUAUACUUAACAGUGUUUUUAUCCCGAGUUUUUAUCAACAAAGUAUUACCAAUGACGAAAGCCGUUGCAAAUUAUGACGAUUAUCCCGUUACGUUCUAUAAAACUAAAAGUAAACUUUACCGAAUUUCACUAGCACCAAAAAGAAACAAUAUGUUUAUAAGGAUUAUUGCUGCAAUUGACUCCUGAUUCUGUUUCCAAAUAUGGUUCUGUCACGUGUUACUGAAGUGGUACUGUUAACUCCCUGCUGCUACUAAGUCGAUUGACUAGGGUAACAAAAAAGAACUGCAAAAAACGUCGCUCUAAAUCUGAAACUGAAUCAGCCACCGAGAUUGUCGGAAAGUGAGUUGGCAAUGGUUGGUUACUAGGGUGUUCUGAGCGACUUAGCUACUGAAUUCUGGAAAGCAGUUUCAUGUCUUGAAUGAAAGCAUAACGGAAAACUGAAUCAGAUUACGUUACCGUCCUGUUGUUUGAAAAUUACUUCACCGCUCAUUUCAUGACAGCCUGCCACAGAAUUUUGAUUGAUUUGUUCAGUCAAUAAAAGUUUUAUACUAAUGUGAGUUUACCACUUGUCGCAAAAUGAAUGGUUCUUUUGGUAACAGUGCUUAUACAAGUGAAGUUAAUAUUAAUUUAAAGCUUUUUACCGAUUUUUCCAGAUCAAACCAUUAUGGCACAGAGUGGAAACGGAGCAGCAUGUGAGAGUGAUGUUACAUCACUUGGUACCGGACAAGAGCUGAACUUUGAUGAUGACACACUGAAAGGUAACGAUUCUUACAACUGUUAAUAGUGUAUCACUAAAAAGCCUUUAACAUACUAAACUAAGCACAAGUAAAAUAAAAUAUACAGAAAAGACAAAAAACCGUCAUUUGAAAACAUUCAACAUACGGAAGUGGUUAAAGAGUCAAAGUCGUUAAACAUUAUCUCUACUGAAGGUGAUUUUUUAACUUUUCAUCUGGAUUAGGCUUUUCCUAGAAUUUGUGGUGGAGUUUACCACUUGUGACAAAAUGAAUGGCUGUUUUGGUACUAGUGCUUUAUAUACAAGUAAAGAUAAUGUCAGUUUACAGCUUUAUACCGAUUUUUCCAGAUCAAACCAUUAUGGCACAGAGUGGAAACGGAGCAGCAAGUGAGAGUGAUGUUACAUCACAUGGUACCGGACAAGAGCUGAACUUUGAUGAUGACACACUGAAAGGUAAAGAUUCUUACAACUGUUAAUAGUGUAUCACCAAUUAGCCUUUAACAUAGAAAUUUAAGGAGAAAUGAAAUAAAAGAUACAGAAAGGAAAAAAACCGUCAUUUGAUACCAUUCAACAUACAUAAAGACUGGAAGUCGUUAAACAUUAUCUCCACUGAAGGUGUUUUUUACUUUUUGUCUAGAUUAAACUUUUUCUAAAAUUUGUGGUGGACGAAUUCCUUUAUCUUGUGGAUUCACCGUUACAUAUAGCCCUGCUUUAGCUCCCGCCAAGUAUGAUUCCUAUUUUCCCGCCAACCCGAAAGAUGCACACGCACCUCAUAAUGGUUUAUUAGUGUGAGCUACAAAUUUAAUACAUUUUUAGCAUUUUUAACAUCAGAAAGUGAGGAACGGAACGACCAAAUUUGCACCUAUUUCACAAGUCUGUGAGCAAUGUCAUGAUCUAGUACAAACAUUAACCAUAAAGGACUGCAAAGGACCGCAAAUGAAUAUGUCGGAGAUCGUAGGAUCCAUAAAGACCUGAUCAGCAAAAAUGAAAAGUGAAAAGUAGACAUAUUAAAUUCUGCAAGCAGAAUACUGCAAUGCUGACCGUACUACGUGAAAAUUAACUCUGCAAGACAUCAACACGACACCGAAAGAACUCAAAACAGAGCGAGAUUGUAGCCAUAGUCAUGAUCAACGCCAUUUAUGAGUUAACAAGUGACACCAUUUGCCUAACCGGGGAAUAAUUAUACCCGUGGUAUUUUUCGUUUUAAUCUGUAGCAAACAGACGAAGACGGACUCCCGGAUGAACACACAAAAAAGUUGCACACGAUAGUCCGUAUUGUACUCUUAUCUUUUGUACUCACAAUUAUAACUCGCCAUUUUAUUUUUUUAUACCAUAGUAAGUUUCGUUCCCAAGGGUUAUUACGGAUUUUAACAGACGUGGAUGACCAAAUGGAUGCAAAAAUCAAAACCCAAAAUUCCCUGGACCAAAAAUUAACCCCAAAAAUCCUAUACAGAACUAUGCACCGACAAAGUUCUUUAGUUUAAGUCAAGCCAACUAAGAAAAUACCUGUCAAAUUUUCCUACCCCAAAAGAAUUCCGGAAUCGAAAAUUUCAAACCCAACAAAUCCUUCGAUCAUCGCCGUCAGUUGAAAUCGGCAGUUCCUCCACUGGGGUUUCGUUCCACCCCAAGUUUCUUUAUCGAAAAUUAUGCUUAUGACGUACUUCAUAACUGUAAAACAGAUUGUCGAAAUCAAAGCUGAAUCGGAGAGACCUACAAGUAAAAGGGAAACAACCACGAAUGGAGAAAGAACCAAGUAUUUUCUAUUUUUUGGAAACCGAAAUACACUCAACUGGAAAACGAAGCACCCUCAACCCUGGUGAAAGGGCCUGCAAUCAACUACAACUGGUCAGUUAAUUUGAAGCGUGACCAUCCCUUUGGGUAUUUUCGCUGCCUCUGGAUACUCUUACCCACAAUGGGGUAUUUGGAAUCAAUGUUUGCCUCGGGGAGGGGAGAGUAUGGUAGUGUCUGACAUUUUUAGCACCUAACAAUGAGAAAUUUUUUGGCAUCGUGGUGUUUGGCAAAUUUCAUGCGGUACUUCUGUAAUUGUGGUCUCGAAUUCGAUAUUGUGGUACUUCUAAACAUGUAGAAUUUUUCUGUUAUUGGCUCGGCGAUUUUUAACAUGGUUUAAGUUGUCGAAUUUGUCGAUUUUUCUUCGCUGUGUUACGGAAUUGGGCAUACCCCUAGCCGCUUCAAUUUUAAUUUUUUUAGCAUGCACAUACUUCUACUAUAAGACCGCCUUCGAUAGUGUGAUAUCGUGCCCAGUUGUUGUAGUUGAAAGGUUUUCUCUUCAGUGCCAAACAAUAUUCCCAUGGUACUUUGUUAUGUGGCUGAAGGCUCUCGUUGAACCCAUCAACUGAAACAUUUAGAAAGGCUGCAUUUAUAUUAAUGGCUGUCGAAAUCCUAUGGUGCAACCACAGCACCCUCACAUAGUACCAUUUAUUAUUAUUAAUAUUAUGAUGAUGUUGAUGAUGAUUGUGAUGAUUAUUAUUAUUUGAAAAGGUUAUUUUAGUGUUAAUCCAAUCUUAAGUUUUUGUCGUUUUGAAAGUAAAAAAAGUGUUUUUGUUGAAGUGGUCGUAGCAGCCAAACAUCUUUAAGUAGCAAACCGAAUUUAUAUAAUUAACAAUGUUUUUAUCACGAAUUUUUAUCAACAAAGUAUUACCACUAACGAAUUAAAGAUGUUGCAAAUUAUGACGAUUAUCCCUUAAGUUCUGGCUAAAGUGAACUUUACCGAGUUUCAUCUUGCACCAAAAAAAAUUCAAUAUGUUUCAAAUAAGGGUCAUUUUGAUAGCACAAUUUGCUGCAAUUGACACCUGAUUCUGUUUUCAAAUAUGGUUUUUUCACAUGUUACUGAAGUUGCACUGUAAGACCUUUUUACAUGGGUUGGGGACCCCAGUCUAGUGGGGUAGGGGUUUCCUUUGUUUUGUGUCCCCAGAGCGUGAAAACAAAAGAAACCAACCCCACUAGAUCGGGGUCCCCCACCCAUGUAAACAGGCCCUAAUCCGUGGGUUGUUACUCCUGGUGCUACCCCGGUCUAGUGGGGUAGGUUUCCUUUUGUUUUUGUCCCCCAGAGCGUAAGUCGACUCUAAUCGAACUCAAUCGGUGGAUUGAGUUCGAUUGAGUUCGGCAAUCGAACGAAAUCGAACUCACCGAAAAGAAAAAAAUCAAUCGAACCCAAUCGAACGUUCAUUUUCGAACUCGUGGAUUUAUGUAAAAACAGACGUUGAAAAUCCAUUACCAGAUCUUAGAAGCUCGAGUUACUUCAGCCCUGAGUGUAGCGCACGUGUUUUUCGUAAACGAAGCGAAAUGCGUGAAAUGGCUUCAGAUGCGUUGAUCGUAAGCUUCAAAUGUAUAGUCAAAGGCUACCAGGAAUGCCGCUUUUAAAGGGUUUUCCGGGCGAAAGAAAUAGGCGAGAAAGGUCAGCCUUCCGAAUUGUAAACGAGCGCGGACAAUUUAUAGGUCACCUUCAACGUGAACUGGUUGCUUCCCUGUGGCCUGUAAAUGCUUCGAUAACUUGGUAAGUGAAGAUGUUUGUCAGGGAUUGCGGAAUAUAUAAAUGUGUGUUAUUGAAUAAAUAGAAAAAGCGCAAGAAAACUUGGUUUGGAUUGGUCUUGCUUUUGGGCUUGAUUUGUAUAGUGUUCAGAGCCAACUCGAACGAAACCAUUUAAUUGUGUUCGAUUGAGUUCGGUUUCCGAACUCAAUCGAACUCAGACGGAUAGAGUUCGAUUGAGUUCGAUUUGUUCGAUUGAAUUCGAUUUGUUCGGAAAUCGAACUCACUGAAACUGUGGUGUUCGAUUUCGUUCGAUUGCCGAACUCAACACUUGUCGAUUAUAAAAAUAUAAGACAUUGUUUUUCAAAUUUUCUUUUAAGGUUUUCAAGAGUAAGAACAAAAUAAGAAUUCGGUGAAGUUUCAGUGUCAGGGAAUGUUUCUUGCGCGUUCACCCUUCUCUCGAAGUUGCCACUGCAUCCUGCCGUGUUUUGUUCGAAAAACAGGAAUAAAAAGCAAAAAAAAAAAAAAACUGAAAAAAACGUCGCUCUGAAUCUGAAACUGACGGAAUCAGCCACCGAGAUUGUCGAAACGUGAGUUCACAAUAAUUGGUUACUAGGGUAGCCUGAGCGACUGGGCUACUGAAUUCUGGAAAGCAGUUACUAACAUGUCUUGAUUAAAAGCGCAAUGGAAAACUGAAUCAGUUUACGUGUACUGUCCUGUUGUUUGAAAAUUACUUCACCGCGCAUUUCAUGAGUGCCUGCCACAGAAUUUUGAUGAUUUCGUCCGUCAAAAAAAGUUUUAAUGUGAGUUUAGCACUUGUGGCAAAAUGGAUGGUUGUUUUGGUAAUAGUGCUUAUACAAGUGAAGUUAAAUAAAGAAUAAUACAUAGUCGCGCGGAGAUAUGGAAUUUAUCUUCGAGUGUUCACAUCGAUAUCGAACGAGUGAGAUAUCGAAUGUGAACACGAGAAGAUAAAUUCCAUUUAUCCAAGCGUCCAUGUAUUAUUCUGUUUAUUAUAUAAACAAGAAUCAGCCAUUCCAUAAACCAAAACCAUGCCAUAUAGUCGAGAACCCGACAAAUGUAAUUCAUUGUUUAAAAUACUCCAGUGUAAACUCGGAGCUCUACAAAGUACAGUAAAAAAUAAAUACAAAUAUUAAAAAUGUCCGGUAUCUUGUUCAAAAUAUAAUAGACAAGAUAAAUGGUUAAAAUGUUCUCAAACUAUCAAAUAUCAAUAAUUUCACAUUUAAAAAUAUCGUAUUUUUACGUGUGUUCAGAUACCACAUUUCUCGGUGGUAGAAAUCCUUGUAAAACACUGCAGUUUAUAUAAUAAUAUUAAUUUAAAGCUUUUUACUGAUUUUUCCAGAUCAAACCAUUAUGGCACAGAGUGGAAACGGCGCAGCAUGGGAGAGUGAUGUUACAUCACUUGGUACCGGACAACAGCUGAACUUUGAUGAUGACACACUAAAAGGUAAAGAUUCUUACAACUGUUAAUAGUGUAUCACCAACAGGACUUUAACUUAGCAAAAUAAUGAGGAAUGAAAUAAAAGAUACAGAAAAGGAAAAAAAAAACCGUCAUUUGAUAACAUUCAACAUACGGAAGUGGUUAAAAAGUCAAAGUCGUUUAACGUUGUCUUAACUGAGGGUGGUUUUAUCCUUUUAUCUAGAUAAGGCUUUUUCUAAAAUUUGUGGUUGACGACUAAUUACUUUAUCUUGUGGAUUCACCGUUAUAUACAGUGGUGCAUUAGCUCUCGGCAAGUACAAGUACUAUUUUCCCGUUAACCGAAGGAUGAACACGUAUUGCAUAACGCCUUAGUAGUGUUCUCUGGAGCUACAAAUUUAAUGCAUUUCCAGCUUUUUAGCAUUUUUAACUUCAGAAAGUGAGGAACUGAACGACCAAAUUUGCCACUAUAUCACAAAUCUGUGACCAAUGUCAUGGUCAACGCCAUUUAUGAAUUAACAAGUGACACCAUUUGCCAAACCGGGAAGAAAUGAUCUCUCUCAUAUAUGUUGUUUAGUAAUCUCUAGCAAAGAGACGAAGACGGAAAUUAAACAAAAAAAAGUUGCACACGGUUUUCCCGUAUUGUACUCUUAUCUUUUGUUUUCACAAUUAUAAUUCACCAUUUUAUUUCUGUUUUCUUUAUUUAUUUUUUCUAUCACUUUUCCCACCGAAAGGAUCAGUUUAUUGUUUUAAUCGCCUCCUUCGAAUAAUCGCCCCCUAUAAAGGGAAAAUUUGAAAUAAUCGCCUCCCAAAACCCCACCCCCGCUCGUCCUUUGAGUUCUCGCUUCCUGGUCCUGUUUUUAUCCCUCGUCCCGAAUAUCACUUCCAAAGAUCUGCUAAGUGCCGCAUCCCGCCUGUUGCAGACCACCUACCCCCCAGCCUUCUUUGUUUGAGGGAAGGGGGUCUGUUACAGGGUUUCCCAAGGCUUAGAGGUGAGUAUGGAACAAGUGAGAACUGCGAAAGCUGGAGACCAGCGUGGAGAGCGCAAGCGGGGAGUGAUGGGAAGGAAUAAGAGAGAAAGCUUCAUUUUUUCUCCCCUUCCCAUCACAACUUUCGCCCCCUUUCCUUAACAAUUAACUCAAAUAUCCCCCGAAAAGUGAUCGCGAGCGACUGGGAACAAUGCAGGGGAGGGGAGGGGAGGGGCUAUACACCAUGAGGUUUAAUGACAUUUCAACCUGCUUCAUUUUUAGCAAUAGCUGAGGUGUACAAAACCGAAGGCAAUGAAGCGUACUUACAGGAAGAUUACAGCAACGCCGUUUACUUUUAUACUGAGGGAAUUAAAGUAAACUGCAAGGACAAAGACCUAAAGGCGAAACUGUACAGUAACAGAGCUUAUGCAAAUCUUCGUUUAGGUAAGGCUACUUGUAUUUUGAAAAUAAAGAAAUAUUGCUUAUUUCUGAUUGUUUAACCACUGAUGUUGAAUGUUUGCCAGUGUGAUCACAUGACUUGCUUUGGAAUGGUCCGUCAGGGGGUUUCCAGAUUUCACUGAUCUUAUUUGCUUUGAGUUUGCUUUGCUGCGUUUGCUGUGAGUAAUUUUUGUUUGUUUGCAUUUUUAACAUUCAUAGGAAACUACAUUUACUCCCUGGUAGAUGGACAAAACGCCAGGGACAUUCGACCAUUGGCAAUCAAACCAAUAAUAGCAGGUAAUUUUAGAAGAAUUUUUUUUAACUAUUUAGUAUCUAAGAAACAGAAUGGAUCAUAAUUAUACUAGUAAUGUUGGCAAGCAUUCUAUUUACCCCCUACAAAGUUCAAACGUUUAAAUAAUAUGGAAGAAAUUAAACUUUAGAUUUGGAGUCCAGGGUGUAACAAAGUCAUCAUCAAAUGUUUGUUUGCUCACGGGCUCUUUUAUAGUACAAAAAUUGGCAAUUACGGUUAUUCGUAGGCUACUUGCGACAUAGUUCUUCAUUCUCUUGAACAUAGGCACGUAUGACGUGCAUGAACUAUCAUGGAUGCUUCAGUGUAACUGUACCACGAAUGUACCCAUUUAAGCCUAAUUUUAGAGUGGCUUAUUGUUUGAAAUUGUCCGGAAAUUGGGUGUUGUUGUACAUGAAAAUGAUAAAAGUAGCAAAAUGACAGCUUAAAACGCGAAAGUUGCGGAAAACUGAGUCUAUCCUUAUCGCUAUAGAAAACUUAUCCUGAAGGAUUAUAUGCUUCUGGUUCAUCACACUGCGACAGACAUACAAAGAUACUAAUACACUAUAAGAACUCCGACAAAUGAGAAAUUUUGAGAAAUGGCAGGUAGGAAGGGAGCAAGACAAAAAAUGUUUUCAACAUGCUUUAUUUUUACGAUUUUAGGGGCGAAAGCGUUUGAGAAGUUAAAACUGUUUGAGCUGGUGAUCACUUGGUGUGAUCAAGGAUUAGCAGUAUCCUUUUACUCUUUACAUUCUUCCAUUGCUGAAAAAUGGUUUAUUUUCGCAACUUGUUGUAUACACUUCCGUUACGAUUUGUCUACCAUUUUUCUUGACUAA
Porites lobata is the source of this 13435-nucleotide messenger RNA. The record is from the annotation of a GenBank genome assembly. Lineage: Eukaryota; Metazoa; Cnidaria; Anthozoa; Scleractinia; Poritidae.